This is a messenger RNA of Ipomoea nil (Japanese morning glory), 1014 nucleotides long. Its product is annotated as LOB domain-containing protein 1-like. The transcript has 2 exons. The record is from RefSeq and is a predicted model, not a curated record. Lineage: Eukaryota; Viridiplantae; Streptophyta; Magnoliopsida; Solanales; Convolvulaceae. The coding region runs from base 62 to 712 and encodes 216 amino acids.
GUUCUAUAUAUACCAAUCGCAACGUACGUAUCGAUCUCAUCGAUCAUCACACAGAACAAAUAUGGAAUACACCACCGGUGACAUGACCGCCGCCGCAUCAUCAUUGAAGACUCCAUUCUCGCCGCCGUCUUCAUCUGCUGCCUCGUCCCCAGCCGCCGUGUCUCCCACGAAGACGAGGAGUUCCUCUCCGGUGUCGUCGUCGGUUGCCGUCGUCUCUCCCUGCGCGGCCUGCAAGAUUCUCCGGCGGAGAUGCGUGGACAAGUGCGUGCUGGCGCCCUACUUCCCGCCCACCGACCCGCUCAAGUUCACCAUCGCCCACCGCGUCUUCGGAGCUAGCAACAUCAUCAAAAUGUUGCAGGAGCUCGGUGAGGAUCAAAGAGCGGAUGCAGUAAACAGCAUCGUUUACGAGGCGCAAGCGAGGAUAAGGGAUCCGGUGUACGGCUGCGCCGGCGCGAUAUGCCAGCUACAGAAGCAGAUAAGUGAGCUGCAAGCGCAGCUGGCCAAGGCGCAGGCCGAGAUCUUUAACAUGCAAUACCAAAACGCCAGUUUAGCGAACCUGAUUUGCCUGGAAACGGCGGCGGUGGCGGCAACAACAACGGCGUCGGGCAUCGGCAUCCAAGAAGAACAACUGCCGUACUUUGACAACGUUGGAUCCUUCUUUCUCGAAGAUAACUGUGCAGCUCUGGAGCCAAUGCUUUGGACAUGGAAAUGACAGACCAAAAUCAUAUCAUUAAUUGAAUCAGACGACAAUCAGUUAUUAGUUUAUUAUCAUUGGCCAAAUUGGUGUUGUUUGGCACAUUACUUAGUAUAGUAACACCAAAUAAUAAUUAACAGGACUCAAUCAGCUAGGAUCAAAAGGUAAACUUCGGCCAAAACACAUAUCAAUAGCAGUUAAAGCUACAGUUUUCUUGUAAAGUUAGACUCACUAUAUAUACUUCUGUAGUUGUAUCUCAAUUUCUUUGUCCGAUCUAAUAUUGCAUUAAUUAGUCAAUUUAAAAUAAAUUUUGAUUUAAA